Messenger RNA from Enterobius vermicularis (human pinworm), 471 nucleotides. NCBI's taxonomy places the organism in Eukaryota, Metazoa, Nematoda, Chromadorea, Rhabditida, Oxyuridae. The record is from the annotation of a GenBank genome assembly.
AUGUCUGUUGCCACCAAGAGGAGAUACGUCACAAAAAUGAUGGAAAGCGAACUAGUUUUGCCCGAUGAGGAUGAUAAAGUAGCAUUAAUUCUUGCUUCACGGGGGAACAACCUUCAUGAGGUUGAAGACGAAAACGGGAAAAAUUAUUUGGUAAGUAUGCCUACGAAAUUCCGCAAAGCUGUUUGGAUAAAACGUGGCAAGUUUGUGUUAGUGCGUCCCAUCAAAGAAGGUUUUAAAGUGAAAGCUGAAAUCUCGCAUAUUUUAGAUGACGAAAAUAUCCUGUACAUAAGAGAAAAAAAGCUUUGGCCACAGAGGUUUGAAGCCUUUGCUGAGAAGAUGACUCGCGAGGCAAGAAGAAAUAAGGAAAGUACCGAUAAUAGGAAACAUGAGUUUAUUGACCCCGAUAUGCUCCCUCCCAGCGACAGUGAUGACGAAGAGGGUAGUGAUGACGGUAUAUUUUUCAUUCAUUGA